CCCAGAAGCAUCUUUCAAUGCGGUCCUCCCUGUUUUCCCUCUGUGUUGCAUGUUAUUCUUUGUGGUUCUCGUUUCCUUAUGGGAGAAGAAGGUGUUAGUGUUGAACCUGGAGCAUAUCCCGGUCUGGUAUGUAAUGACAUUCCCUGACAUACAACCCUAUGCCCUCGAUGGAGAUGAUGCUAAUGCUUGAAGGCGAUGUUUUCUCCUUGGUCUGCAUGGCUGGCGAGAUGGUAACGCUGACGCAGGGAGCAGCUUCACAGCUCAUUGACCUCACCGGAGCAACUGCCUGAGAAGCACGGUGCCAAAGCCAGGCAUCUGGCGGGUGCCCACUCUGUUGCUGCGAGGGGUGGGGAGCUGUGCACCCACUCGCGGGGGCUCCUUGGGGACCUACUGCCUGCCAACUUCCCUCUGCCAUCCUCCAAGGCGGCCUAUCCCCAAACACACGUGUCUGGGAAAGGGAAUGAGCACCGUGCAGUCAUACAGCUGUAAACUCCCAGCUGCAGACCACUGACAGGAGUCUAUAGACAACCAGUUUGGGAAAACUCCACUUUAAACCUCUAAAUGAUUCAACGUUUGUUCCCUCUGAUGACACCACGAAUCUGGGAAUGAAGAACCUUUUAGAGCUCAUUGGAAAUGGCAUUGCGAAGCUAAAACUUAACUGGAUGAAAUAUAUCUCCUGAAGAAGAAAAUAUAAUGCACUGUGAGGAUCUGACUUCUGGUGAAAAAUUCAAGCCUAGAGAAAACUUGUCCACUUUGUUAGGAAGAAUGGGUUGGACAAUUUUCUUCAAUUCCAAAGGAUAUCUGAAUGCCAUGCUGAGCUUAAUCUCUGCAGCAUGCUCUGUGCUUCUCAUCUCUUCCUGAUGCACUGCAUGGUUAUCCUGAAGGGGAGGAUAAAGAAACUGGCCAGCAAGAUGGUAAUCACUAGUGGAAAUGAAGAAGAUAAAGGCAAUCAAGAAAAGGAAAGUAAAGAAGAAACCAUCUUGGCAAUGCUUGGAAUUAUUGGGACAAUUCUGAACCUCAUUGUGAUCAUUUUUGUGUAUAUUUACACAACGCUGUAAACUAGAAGGCAAAUAGACCAGAUAAAAUGGCCAUUAAGAGUGAUGACAAACAUUGCUGACUAUUGACAAGUUGUUUAAUCAGAAUUGACUCUGUAUUAUAUUAACACAUCAUAAAAGCACUGCCUGCAGGCAGCGAAGGCUGAAGCACAAUUAAUUGAACAAGACUUUUUCACACAGUAACAAGCUUAACUCUUCUGUCCUGCCCUCUUCCUUUCAGUUUGGGGGAAAAUGACUGCAGUUAUGUAAGCUGUAACUUUGAAGAAAUCCACCAGGGACAUGUUGUUUUAACACAUACAAAAAGAAAAAAAAAUAGGAGGGAAAACAAAAAAGGGGGGAAAAAAGUGGGGGGAGGGGAAGAGAAAGAGAAAAGCAAAAUAAGAAAGAAACUGUACACUAUAUAGAAUUAAAAAUGUAUACUGUAUACUCGCAAAGACUGAACUCAAAGAUAGCUUCAUAGCACAGAUCACAUGUCUGUUAGGUCAAAUGAUUCUUUUUUUUCCUCUUGGUUUUUGCUUUUACUUACAUUGAAUGUGACAAGCUUUUUAUUUAGAAUGAACAUAUGGUGCAAUCUUGAAAAAAAUUAUUCCAUUGAACAAGGUCUGCCCAAACCUGAUAAAAUGUUGGGAGAAAUACGUUACAUGGUUAUUCUUCCUUUCUCAUUUGCUUAACAUCUGUGUCUGUUCAUACCAAUGUUUAUAAAUAUAUAUUUUUAAUAAAUGUGCUAUAUUUUUAGCAUGAACCAAAUAUUUGGAGACACUUGUAUUCAUGCAGCUAAAUUUUGUUUGAUGAAGUGCCCUUUUUGACAAUGGAUGUUAUUUUUCUCAGCAAUUAUACAGCAGUCUUGUCUGCAGCCCUCUCACUGUGGUCUGAAGCAAGCUUACAUCAUGCUCAUAUGCAUGACUUGAAGUUGGAAUGUCAGCUGAAAAGCAUUGCUGCUUAAUAUGGGAAAUAGCGAAAGAUUGUAAGGUGACCUUUGGAGACUGGUUGCAGAAAGAAGGCUCUAUUUAUAGUUGGUGGGUUGUGCUGUGUUUUGCUUCUUAAAAAAAGAAGGCAAAUGAAAGGAAUACUGAGGCAUCUCACAAAAUACUACACUCUGAGUGCCUAUAUUUAGAGAAGCGAGUAGUGCUUCAUGCAGCUGAAAAGAGAAAUGUAGAGUGAGUAGUGAGGGGCGUAAGUGAAAUACAGACUGUAAAUAUGGAAUAUAUUUUAAAUGUGAGGAACAUUAACCCUUUAAGCUUCUCUGAUGUGCUUUAACUGAGGUUGGUGUAAUGAAAUUCUCUGACUUGUGUUUUUGACAGGAAUGUACAAUGAUGGUGAUCACCAUUUUUCUUCAGAAUUCAGUACCUAUAAAUAUAUGAAGCAUUAAAAAUAUGAGACCUCAAUUCUGCCUCAAGCUGCCUAAGUACAUUGCCCAUUAACUCUGACAUAUCCUCUUUAAAAAUAGGUCAAUUAAUUGUUUACUGACUUGUGGUUUGGAUUGCAUCCUCAGAUGCACAAGAAGGAUUGCUGUUGAAGUGAGCUGGAGAUGUAAAAAUUUCAUCCUACGGUCUCAUUGAUUUUUGUAAUCAGUUCUGUCUCUCUGGACUCGGUAAUGAGCUUCCCACCGUUUUCCAGAGGCUAGGUCUGGUCUCAAAAAUACCAGAAUUUCAUUGCAUUGUAUUAAAGCAAGCCUGGAAAACCUUGAGGGACACCUCUCGUAAAUAGAAGCUUUUAGUCUCUUGUGGUAUCACGUAUUCAAUAACAAAGCCAUUAGGAGAAAAGAAAAGGUCAGUAAAUAAAUUAAAAUUAAAUCCACUAGAAGGAUUGAAGGGAAAAAAAAUAAAUCUCAUUUUAAUGAAAACAUGACAAGGUGAGCAAGGAGAGAAAAUGAGCAGAGAUUUGAACAAACAGAGAAUGGCACAGAAAGGUGCCCAACACACCAGCAUGGUGGAGGAAACAUUUGUGUUUGGAUGGUGCUGGUAGAGCUACAGGUUUUGGAGAGGAUGUGAAAGAUCAAUGGCACAGUUGAGUGGAGCUGAGCAAGGCUGGUAAUGAUCCUUAAUUUAUAGUUAGUUGUCUCUUCAUUCCUUAGAAUUAACAGUUCUGGUUCAUUUUAUUUUUAUUCUGAAUUGAAAAGAAAAAUGGCUCAGAUAUAUUUGACUUCACUCUGCCUUUUUAUUUUUCUCUUUU
Molecule: messenger RNA, 3227 nt
Organism: Dryobates pubescens (Downy woodpecker)
Lineage: Eukaryota; Metazoa; Chordata; Aves; Piciformes; Picidae
Product: protein TUNAR
Exons: 4
Coding region: 834-1058 (74 amino acids)
Source: RefSeq, a predicted model, not a curated record